ACACACACACACACCCUUUUUUCUUCUGCCCAGUCUCUAGCAGGCUGUUAAUAAACUGGAAACUACCCAGAUUUCUAGGGGGGAUAAAAGAGCAACUGUAAUCCUAAAUAAUCCAGUGUUCUCAUCCUGGGCUCUGUGGAGGAGGACCCAACCAUGUUUGGUUAGGAAAAGUUGGUGGUGGCUUUUCUUGACGGGUUUUGGACCCAAAUAUUUAACCACCUCCAACUAAGAUCCCUUUCUCUAGAUCAAAAUUUAUCGGAACAUUUCUUCUGGAGUGAUUCCUAAAUGAUCUUAGAAAAGCGAUUGGAAACGAACUAUUAGAACCUCUGAAAUUUCUUAAAAGGUCUCCAAGAAAAACUCACUUUCUUUGCCUUAAGAAAGGGGAACACAUCUCAUAUGCAACCCACUCUUUAAAACUUUGUAUCUAUCUGCGGGACCCAGUCCCAGUAACACAGUCCCAGUAACACUCGCGACUCUAUUUGAUGACUACAGUCCUUCAAGCCUCUAGUGACUGUUAGCUUCCCCAGGAUGCCCGUCGGUUCCUGAAAGUGACAUCAACACUGGAGAGCCGGGGGUUGCCCAACAGGUGGUCUGCCGAACGGUCUCCAGAAGAGAGUGCCGCCCGCCCCCGGGGCACUCCUCGCCCACGGUCGCGCGCCCUGGCGCUCCGGGGGGCUGCGUGGGCUCCAGAGCUAGGGCUCCGGCCGCCGGGAGGGGAUGAGCGCGGCCGGUUCACGUCGCCUCCACGCCCACCUUCCCGCUACGCGUCCCCUCCCUUUGCCAAAGCUCAGACUCCGGGGCCGCCCUUAUUGUUGGCCGCGUCUGUCACUUUGUGGGCCGGGUGACAUGAAUGGAUGGGCUGGACACACCUUCCAGCCUUCUGAGAGAGAGAGAGAGAGAGAGAGAGAGAGAGAGCGCGCGCAUCCGGAUCUGCAUAGGGAGCGGGAGGCACUCCCCCGGCGCCCCCAGAGCUUGCGCCGCGGGCCAGAGACACGCACAGCUUCCCCCUCCCACAUUCACUCCUCCCAUCCUUUAAGAAAACGCCCAACCCCAAAAAAUAAUAUCGCUCCAAGCCUGCCGGCGUCCUCGGUGCCCUCUCCUCCUCCCCGGGCUCAGCGCGCUCCGGUUCCGCGGGAGGCUGCGGCGGGAGGGAGCGGCGUGGGACCGGUGCGGCGCGCGGAGCUGGAGGCGGGCGCGCAGGCGGCCCGCGGGCGCCGCACUAUGCUCCCCAGCGCCGUGGCGGCCCACGCCGGCGCGUACUGGGACGUGGUGGCGUCCUCCGCGCUCCUCAACUUCCCCGCGGCUCCGGGCUUUGGCAACUUGGGCAAGAGUUUCCUGAUCGAGAACUUGCUGCGGGUUGGGGGCGCCCCGCCGCACGCGCUGCAGCCACCCCCGCACCACGGCCCGGCGUCCGCUCUAGUGGCCGCCGCCGCCGCCACGGCAGCCGGCGCGCAGGUCCGGUCCCUGCCUGCCAGCCCCGUUCCCCUCAAGCUGUGCCCCGCGGCCGAACCGGUCAGCCCCGGCGGAGCGCCGUACGGCACGCGUUGGGCUUUCCAAGUGCUCAGCCCCUCGGCCGACGGCGCCAGGCUGCCGGGCCGGGCUCCGGGGGAUCGAGACUCUACCUUCCAGCCGUCAGCCCCAGCGUCUUCCAAACCUUUCUUCCUGAGUGCCUCACCAUUCUACUCUGCAUGCUGUGGUGGGUCCUGUCGGCGCCCAGCAUCCCCCACUGCUUUUGCAAGAGAAGAGAAUGUGCUGUCCCUCCUGACCCAGGACUCGAACUCCAAAGCUCGGCGGGGUAUUUUAAGAAGAGCUGUUUUUUCUGAGGAUCAGAGAAAGGCUCUGGAGAAAAUGUUUCAGAAGCAGAAAUAUAUCAGCAAAACAGACCGAAAGAAACUUGCCAUCAGCUUGGGACUAAAGGAAUCACAGGUGAAAAUUUGGUUUCAGAACAGAAGAAUGAAAUGGCGGAAUUCCAAAGAGAAAGAAGUGCUUUCCAACAGGUGUAUCCAAGAAGUAGGCCUUCAAGAGGAUCCCCUCUCGCGGUCUGCUCUGGGGUUCCCUUCUCCAUGUCCUUCGCUCUGGGAAGUCUCCCAACAGCACUCAAGUCCAAGAUGGAGGGAGAAUUCGCCAGAACCUUCAGAAAGACUGAUCCAGGAGAGUUCAGGCGCACGGCCCCCAGAAGCAAAUUCACUUCAGGGUGCCUUGUAUUUGUGUUCUGAAGAAGCUGGAGACAAGGGUGUACUUACUGGGGCUGUCUGAAUGGAAGCCUUCCUCCUUGUUAAUUUGAAAAGGACGCCUAACUAAUAAUAUUUUGACUCUAAAGCCAGCUAGCUUGUGCCUCAUCAGUGCCUAAAACAUAAUAUCUUUGGAGUGAUGCACGAACUAAUGCUUUAGGAAGUCCUCUGCAGUGUUCUCUUGUUUGGCUCCCAGACUCAGGCUUAAUUUUUAAUUUGUAAGUGGAAUAGAAUCUCCCAGAGAGUACAAUGGAACUGAAAAGAAUUGAGAGUUAUAUAGUUGGGCUCAGUCCCUACUCUGAGUGUGUGUAUGUACGUGCGUGUCUCUAUGUGUGUAUAUAUAUAAAUAUUCACGGAAAUGCAUCAGUAGGAGCUAGUUCCUCUUUAAAUAUUGCAUCGAGCAAAUUCAUUUCCUUUACUUGAAGCAAAACCAACUGUUGACUGAAUGCGAUUAAUUUCUUGAAAAUAAUGUAAAAUUUGGAUUUUAGCCCAAAUUUUCAUAUCACAAGAACAUGUUUUUUAAAAAUUCUCCAUUUUCUAGUUUCUUUUAGAAUCUAGCUAUCGAAUUUUAACAAUUCAGCUCAGCUGUCCUAAUCGAAUAAGCCACUGUUAGAUACAUACACCGAAAGCAUAUACUUAAAAUUAACGCAACAAGCAAACUAUAAGAAUUUCUGAAUGAUACUGUUAGUACCCUUAAUUUUCCAAGUCUCUGGCCUUUAUUAGGACAUCAGUGAGUUACCCAUUUAACUAACAGUUAUCUUUUGAUCUCUUCUCUGUAAGGAUGGGCUUUAGUUAAGGUUUGCAAAACAGAAUGCCUUUAAGGGCCUGUGAGUGAAUAAAGGGCAUGGCCCACCUAAAAAUAUUUGAGUUUAAUAAUUUAAAAAAUACUGUGUUGGGCACAUGAAACAUCCAUGCCAAGCAGUUUUUGACCUCUGGCCAAGAUUUAAGGAAGUGUCACAGUUCUUAAAAUGUUCCCAACUGAACUUCAAAACACAAUACUGAUGGAUUCUAGAGUGGAUUUCUGUUUGCACUUCUAGUUAUAGACUCAAUUUUCCACUUAGGUGGUAUACACCACAUUUUUAGGUUAUUUUUGUGUAUUAACAGACACCACACAGAUGUUUUAUGUGUUUUGAGUAUCCUGAAAUAGUAUUAUAAAAUUGCAUUUCUGGUAACGAUUUGCUUAGUUAAUCUGGAAAUUUUUAUUCUAGGUCCAAGAAAGAAUUAUGUUUCACUUUGAAGGAAAUGAGGCAGAAAAAGGAAAUGAUGUGGUUUUGAACUUGGUUAUUAUUAAUCUGUGGACAAGAAACAUUAUUAGAAGUUCAUGAUGUGGAAUUUUGUUAGUGAGAAAUCUGUGAAGAAAGUGGCUUCUAAUUUGCUUACAUUCCUAGUUAUAGACUUUGAGGCUUUCGGGCUUAAAGAAGGUAAUGUCUUAGAAGACAACAAUUUCAGUCAGCAUCAAGAAAUUAUUUUGUGUGGAUGUAAUUUGAACUGGGGUAUGCUAGCCUGUGUCUUUAUCUCUAGAUGUUUUACUUAAAAGUCCUCUCAGAAGAAGCUUGUCUCAGUGUCUCUUUGGGAAGUAGGAGCAGGGAUCUGCUGACAACAAUUUAAAACUUAAAACUCGUCUUUAAAUGAUUUAUAGUAUUGUUUGUUUCCUUUGUAUAAUGUUAACCUCGUUUACAUAUAUUGGGUCCUUUUUUAUGCUCUAGAGAGUGUGCUAAGCCUAUUAAGGUGGAUUAAUUCAUGACAGUCCUCAUGACAAUAGUCCUAGGAAGUAGGCACUGUUACUGCCAACAUUCCUGUUGCCCAGAUGAGGAAGAAGGGACAGGACGAAGGCAGUGUGGUUAGGGUGAUGGCCCUAGGUCAUGAGGUUAAUGAAUAGAGUUUGGACCCUGGCCAUCAGGUUUCAAAUCUUGAAAUCUUACCAACCAUAUGGGGGUGCAUACCACUGUAGAAUGUAUUCACAAGUUUAUGGGAUGCAUUGUAAGACAUACAUUUUGGGGAUUACAGUAAGAUUUAUUAAAGAAAUUCAGAAGCA
Messenger RNA from Leopardus geoffroyi (Geoffroy's cat), 4266 nucleotides. It is a transcript of the gene DBX2, whose product is annotated as developing brain homeobox 2. The coding region runs from base 718 to 2256 and encodes 512 amino acids. Lineage: Eukaryota; Metazoa; Chordata; Mammalia; Carnivora; Felidae. Gene Ontology annotation, biological process: regulation of transcription by RNA polymerase II. The transcript has 4 exons. Gene Ontology annotation, molecular function: DNA-binding transcription factor activity, RNA polymerase II-specific; DNA binding. The record is from RefSeq and is a predicted model, not a curated record.